AUGAAUACAGUGUAUUCUAAUCCUGAGAAUUUACCUGUUGAGAACGUUACGCUUUCAGCUGCAAACGACGGUGUAGUCCAGAUAAUAAAAGCUUUGGACCCAUACUGGGUUGAAAAAAAAAAUCUAAUACUAUAUGAGAAGCCGCCAACAAGCAGUGGGAUGAUUAUAGGAGCACUGGACUCAUGGAGAUCGAAAAUGUCACUGUAUCUAGAGAACUUAAAAUGGCUGCUAAGUUUAGAACACCAUAGAUUUUGGAGCACAGUUCUCUAUCACCCUCAGUGUAUGGAUUCUCUUAUUUCAUUCCUUCAAGAAUCCUCUCCGCCAUACAUUCCACCACAUGAAUGUAAAGAAAUUCAAAACUUAUAUGAAGAAAUCAGAAGGCUAGUUUUUGUUGCAUUUAGUAGACUGAUUACGAAUAAGGAGAGUAAGACACAAUGGAUGACCAAGGAACAUAUGGCAAGUUUAAUAUAUGACAAUUUUAUAUUUACAAUACCGGUAUUAUGGGAUAUAUGUUUAACAUAUGGUGUAGACAAUAGCCGACAUGUCUCAAGGCUUGUAGAGGCUGUGUAUACACUGCAGCCUAGGUACGAAGGCGAUACUGCACAGGCACUAGUUUUUGUACACGAGGCCUUCAAAUAUAUAAUUUUACAAGUAAAUAAAGACUAUGAUUGUGAGGAUCCACCAAAUUUACCUGAAACAUUUAAAGGUUUUGGGGAAAUAAGACGACCUACAAAUUCCAAAGGACAAGAGAAGCUCACAUUUGACGCACUUCGAGAUCUGGUUGUCCAUAUGCUUGAUUCUGCCAUGACCUUAAAAAUAUUUGUAGAAAUCUACUCAAAGGCUGUGCAUAUAUUAAAGAGUACAAAUUUUAUUUUAAGUAUAGUUCAAGUGUACGAGUAUGGAAUACCACAUCUAUAUGAGAAGUUAGAGGAGGUCGGUGACCCCACACGUGUUAGUUACACAGAAGUCGAAGAGUUCAUUGACCUGACCAGAUCAGAACUCAUUGAUAUAUUCAGAGAGGUGCUGGCUGUGUACAAGAAUGCUAUUUUCAGCGGAGAAGGCAAUAUAUCAAAUAAUGUUGAAGCUUAUCUGUCUGUCAUGAUGGACGCGCUGUCUGAACGCCUUCUAAUAAAAGACUACCAUUCGUGCCACCCGGUACAUGAAGAUAUUGAUAUGCUGCGACAAGCUUAUCCUGCUAUUGAUCCAGUAAAAACAGAUUUUAUAUUACAAGCGAUAUACUCCAACCUGGAUGAUGAAAUACCGGAACGUGACCAAAGACAAAGUGAGCCUAGAGAAAUAAACGGCCAUCUUGAAACCAUAGAUAUACCGUCAUCUUCCAAAGACAUUGACAUACCAGAUAACGUCAGAGAGCAAUCUUUAAUCAGUGAGGUUAAGGACAUAUUGCCGCAUCUGGGAGAUGGAUUUGUUUUAAAAUGUCUGGAAUAUUACGAAUUUCAGGUUGAUAGGGUUGUGAAUAGUGUUUUGGAGGAUACGUUGGCAGAACCAUUAAGAAAAUUGGACAAAGACUUACCAAUAAUCCCAGAAGAUCCAGUAGACAGAAAGUUCCUAGAAACAGGAGUGGAAAGACUUAACGUGUUUGAUGGAGACCAGUUUGAUAUAAUGACCCGUGAUGAUGUGGACCUGAGCAAGAUUCAUAUUGGGAAGAGGAAAUCGAAGUACAAAGACCUUAAGGAUAUGUUGAAUGACAAGACGGACGUGAAGACCAGGGUUGAUAUAUAUAGCAAAUAUAAUCUGGUGUGUGACGAAGAAGCACUUUACUCGGAUGAGUAUGAUGACACGUAUGACUCAGAUGGCAUAGCCCCAGCUAAAGAUAUGACAGAUGACACUAGGAGACCAUUUGUGACCCCACGUGCUUUGCUCAACACCAAAAAGGAUGUUGAGGAAUACGAUGAAUCGGAGAGUGAAGACGAGAAAUCAAGUCAGGAGAAGAACGAUAGAAGAGAUUUCUGUGUCAAUCCGGAAGAGAUGAGAGCUAGGCGAGAGGCUAACAAUGCUAGGGGAAGGAGAAAACCCCCACCUGCCAGAAACAUUGACGUCGCAGGCGCUCCUAAAGGUCAAGGGCAGACGAAAGAUGUCCUCAACAAUAGAGAUCGGAAAGAGAAGCACAAAUCUUCGAGAGCUAACCAUAAUAGAAGACAAGGAGCGCAAUGGAAACGGAGUCAGGGCAUGAUGCCAUCAUAG
This is a messenger RNA of Pieris macdunnoughi, 2202 nucleotides long. The record is from the annotation of a GenBank genome assembly. NCBI's taxonomy places the organism in Eukaryota, Metazoa, Arthropoda, Insecta, Lepidoptera, Pieridae.